Oncorhynchus tshawytscha (Chinook salmon) is the source of this 2331-nucleotide messenger RNA. RefSeq names its product interphotoreceptor matrix proteoglycan 1-like. The record is from RefSeq and is a predicted model, not a curated record. Gene Ontology annotation, biological process: visual perception. NCBI's taxonomy places the organism in Eukaryota, Metazoa, Chordata, Actinopteri, Salmoniformes, Salmonidae. The coding region runs from base 1 to 2331 and encodes 776 amino acids. The transcript is spliced from 11 exons.
AUGGGAGACAGUGGGAAUGGCCCGUCCGACGACGCUGCUACUAGUCCGUCCGGCGCUGCCGCAACUUCGGCAGCUGCAACUGGGCUGUCCGAUGCCGCCACAAUGGGUCCAUCUGACGACGCAACUUCAGCAGCUGCAACUGGCUCAUCCGAUGCCGCCACAACCGAUCCAUCCGACGCCACUGCAACUGGCUCAUCCGAUGCCGCCACAACCGAUCCGUCCGACGCCACUGCAACUGGCUCAUCCGAUGCCGCCACAACCGAUCCGUCCGACGCCACUGCAACUGGCUCAUCCGAUGCCGCCACAACCGAUCCGUCCGACGCCACUGCAACUGGCUCAUCCGAUGCCGCCACAACCGAUCCGUCCGACGCCACUGCAACUGGCUCAUCCGAUGCCGCCACAACCGAUCCGUCCGACGCCACUGCAACUGGCUCAUCCGAUGCCGCCACAACCGAUCCUCCCGACGCCACUGCAACUGGCUCAUCCGAUGCCGCCACAACCGAUCCGUCCGACGCCACUGCAACUGCUCCAUCCAACACCGCCUCAACUUCGGCAACGGCAACUGACCCUACACCUGUCCCCUAUUCCCAUCAGUGGAGCUGUGGCCCCUGUGCUGAAAUUUGCACUGCAGCUGUCCCCCAUGACCUACAGGUCCAAGACUCGUUUGAAAUCCGAGAUGUCAAAUACAAACACUUCCUAGAGAGUCUAAGACCAGUCAAACACACCACCAAUGUCAAAAUGAUAAAGGACCUGGACAGGCAACGGACGAAGAGGUCGACGUUCUUCACCACGGGGGUGAAAAUAUGUCCUCAAGAGAAGAUGAAGGAGGUCAUCUCCAACCAUCGGGCCUACUACAAACUUAGAGUUUGUCAGGAAGCGAUAUGGGAGGCCUUCCGUAUCUUCUUGGACAGGGUUCCUAACUCCGAGGAGUACAAACACUGGACCUACGCCUGCCAGCAUGGCUCUCUCUGUCUGGAUGAGGUGGCCAGGAACUUCAGUAGUACCCAGGAACACAUUGACAUGGUGGCCAGAAGAGUUGCUGAACAGGAGAAGAUCCAGAAAGAAAGCGGUGAAGUACCAACAGCUGGAGGAACUGAGAUUGAGAAAUGCUCGAAAACUCCAUCAGAACUGUUUAGCAUUCCGAAUGAAGCAGGGGACAUAACAGAGAUUCCAAACAUUGUACCAGAUGAUGUGGUUAUUGAGGAGCAGAUAGUGGAGUUCAGUGUCACCAUAGCUGACCCUGGCUACAGUGAACUUCUUCUGAGAGACCCUGCAGCUCCCCAGUACCAUGACAUCACACGCAAUCUCCACGAUACGAUGGUUCACGUUUUUGACAAACUUCCUGGGUAUAAAGAUCUUCGUGUUUUGGGAUUUCGGUUGGUUGAAUUUAGAUCUGAUGAUGUGUCAGUCCGCUAUGCUGUAGUGUUUGAGACGAAUGGAGAAGACCAUGACACAGAAUCUAAAACUACUCUAGAACCAGGCACAGAGACAGUUAUUUACACAAACGGGCACAGACUGAAGGAUCUGGUUUCCAAGGCCUUGAGCGAAGAGACAUCCCUGCCUGUGGACAUACAAACACUCAGUUUUGAACCUGAUCCCACUGUUUCUCUACACAAUGAGUUGGAAGCGACUACCUUGGAGACCUUGCUAGAGGAGGUUGUUGGGCACACUGAAGGUUUCUUACCAACUGUUGCUGUCGGGGAGGAAUUUCUUAAAGAUUUUACAGACACACCCGAGGAACUCACUGUUGUACCUUUAGGUGACUCAGUUACUGUUCUCCUCACUGAGGCUACCACUGCCUCCCCUGCCAUUGAAGUAACUCCCAAUUCUCCCCAAGAGGAACUUCGUGAGAGUCCUCCCUCAGAAGAAGUAGAGUUGCCUCCAGUGGCGGCUACAGAUGAGAUGCUUGAGGCAGAGGCUACAGAUGAGAUGCUUGAGGUAGAUGCUACAGAGGAGAUGCUUGAGAUAGAGGAGCCUGCAGUGGAUGUUACAGAGGAGACGACUGAGGUAGAGGAGCCUGCAGUGGAUGUUACAGAGGAGACGACUGAGGUAGAGGCUACAGAGGAGACGAUUGAGGUAGAGGAGCCUGCAGUGGAUGUUACAGAGGAGACGAUUGAGGUAGAGGAGCCUGCAGUGGAUGUUACAGAGGAGACGACUGAGGUAGAGGAGCCUGCAGUGGAUGUUACAGAGGAGACGAUUGAGGUAGAGGAGCCUGCAGUGGAUGUUACAGAGGAGACGAUUGAGGUAGAGGAGCCUGCAGUGGAUGUUACAGAGGAGACGACUGAGGUAGAGGAGCCUGAGUGGAUGUUACAGAGGAGACGAUUGAGGUAG